AUGUCGCCCUCGUUAACUACUCACGAUACCCGACGGCGAGACGCUCUGUCGAUUGAUGCGCUGGUCGAGCGUCCGAGUACCCGGCAGUGCGGCAAGUGCCAGGAAGCUCAGUCGCGAUGCGACGGCCGCGAGCCAUGCCGCAACUGCGAGGACCGCGGUACACUCUGUGGCUAUGCCUGGUCGUCGUUCAGUGCGCCGCAUAUACUCCCGCCUGUGCACCAGGCCUCGCAGACACCUCAGGGUCACUCUGUGCUCUACUUUUCUCCGCCUUCCGCCAAGCGCCGGUCGCCUGCCCCAACAGGUUCGAUUUUCCCGCGCUCCAAUGCACUCGACGGAGGGUGGGCCAUUGUCCCCCAGGGAACGAAUGCCCCCGCAGCGCAUCACCCACCUGGACCAGUUGUUGCAUGUAAAACCUGCCAAGCCCGCAAUACUCCUUGUGACGGAGUUACCCCGGUGUGUGGAUCUUGCCGUAUGCGCCGGCUGGAGUGUUACCUAGCUACCCCUGUGAGCUCAUCGUCCGAUAGACGCAAUGGAAACGCCCCGACUAUGUCGUGGAGCGCACGGGACACUCAGGCGCUUAAUCCUCGUUCGUUUCCCCCCUCGCUCAGCCAGGCCGCCAUGCUUCUCCCACCCUCUGGCCCAUUUCGUCCGAGAGCACCGAGCGAUGCAAGCAAGCCUUCAUCUUCGCGUACGAGUUUGAGCUUCAUGCUGAAUCCGAAUACCGAGGGAAAAGCCCCUUCUGGGUCCAAGGGAAAUGGCCAGCGUCCAUCCGAGUUGAAGAAUAUCAGCACCAAUGUCAAGACACCGACGCAUCAUGUUACGCCUCCCACCCCUGUUGCGCCCGCAUCUAUGGAGAAGGCCCAAUGCGCUCCCCCCUCGAUGCAAAUGGACAUUGAUACUCCCACUCCUACCUCACGCGACCCUCCCACGAGCCCAUCUUCCUCAACUUCUGGCACCAUGGCGGGAACAACUGAUUUGUCUCGUCGGCCAUCUAGAAAACGCAGCGCUUCUCCCGAUAGAGAGGAUUCUCCAGGAAGAGAGUCGGUGUCCAGUCUGGGCGUAAGCGCAUUGACUAUGAACGGACGUCGGUCCCGAGCCCUUUCACAUGUCCAUUCGCCCAGGAGCUCGAUGGACUCGUACAGUGGGCGACAUGCACUCGAGCCGCACUCACCUCGCUCGCACUCUACUCGGGGCUCCAUGGACUCCCACCGAGGAUCAAUGGAUUCCCAUACCCGAACAUCACUCGAUAACGCACAGUCUCCUACUCGUUCCCAAUCACAUUCUACACGUAAUUCUGUGGAUCUACAUUCUCGUGGACAGCCUCUUGAUGAGGCACGAAACUCGCAUCCUGAAUAUCCCCACUCGAAUCGCCCAGUGGGCUUUCACCCUGGUCACACUAGCCGCCCAAGUGAUCACCACCCCAUAGACGGGCACCCACCCCAUCGCCGUUCGAUCGACCAAGCCCAAGGUCUUACCUCACCUAUAGAUUUGUCCCGCCCGCGCUCCCGCUCAAAGUCUUCGUUGAGUCACUUAUUAGAUGGAGGAGGAUUUGGCGGGAUGGGCUCGAGUACGUCUCCGACUCAUACCACAUCCCCACACGCCCAGGCGCCACCACACACCCGCAUUCUACACAAUACGCACGCUCAAGUUCCACAUUCCGCACCUUCUCAUCCGCAUCCACAUGUCCACCCCCCUCGGACACCCUCUACCGAAAUUGGCUCUGGUCCAAGCCCGACUGCCACAUCCACGACGUCCGCAUCCGAGUCGUUUUCUCGCCCCAUGUCGGCCGAAUCACUGGGUCGGCCUAUUGGUCGAGAGCAAGGUUUUCACAAGGAAACAGGAGUAGUAGCAUACAGGGACCAGGACCAUCGUGAACCAGGACCGCCAGCACAUCGGGAAUCUGGACCGCCACACCGUGAGCCAGGUGCACCAGUCCACAGAGAACCAGUCCUACCUCACAGAGAACCUCCUAAACAAGGGUCAAUAUCCACGGCCCUCGCCGAUAUGCAACUAAAAUCCGCCGGGACUUCACGCGCGUCAUCACCUGGCCAUGCACGUCAUGACGUAUUCGUGCACAGCGCAUUCAAUGGGCCCAAUUCUGGACGACAUGCGUGGACCACAUUUGGGACGGCUGGAGAGAAUAUGGCUAACUCCGAGGGAAGAGCGGUGCCAGCACCGGAACCCAAAGCACCCGUCGUCUUGGAAGGGCGGAUGGCCAAUGUCUGGCGGCACGAAACCGAGGCAGGAAUGCGGCGCCGCGAGGCUGAGGCUGAACUACGGAAACAAGAAUCUCACGGCCAAGUCGAAUUGCACCGCAGACGUUCUGAAGGGGCGAAGCGGAGGAAGAUUGGCGAGUCUGACGAUGAGCAUCGGGCGGAAAGGGAUCGAAGGAUGUCUGGGGCGACUGACGAACGGAGGAUGUCGAUUGUAGAGCCCGAGCGACAGUCGUCGGGUGCGGAAUCUGAUAGGAGAAUGUCCAUUGCAGAGUCCGAGCGGCGAAUGUCAAUUGUCGAGUCUGACAAACGCCCCAUUCCCGAGCCGGAGAAGCGCACGUCGAUGGCCGAACCCGAAAGACGGAUGUCAAUUGUCGAACCCGAGAAACGCACGACGGGCACUGAGACGGAGCGAAAGAAUUCGAUUCCCGAGUCGGGCAGACGCAUGUCAAUUGUCGAGCACGUGCGGAGGGCGACUGGUGUAGCACCCAAGGACUCUGCACACCGAGGAACGAGCAAUUCGCUGCCUAACCCACGGAGCAAUGCUACCAUGGACGUGUUUGCCCGGCCCCGACGCGGAUCUGUCCCUAUGCCUGGCGGUUGGACCGAUGACGACCCCAAGUCCCAGUCGGUGAUUGUCAUUAGCGACUCUCCUGAAGCUCAGACGGCCGAUACAGAAAUGGAGAUUCAAGAACUGUCGGAGCCGUUGUUUCCUGACCGUAAUGCGAUGCCUGACGCCAAGUCCGAUUCGACCGAGGGGCCAUCUCGCGCUGUCGACGAGUCAACGCCACUCGGCCCGUUUGGACACAUAUGGCCUCCGCCGCUCAUCCCGGUUCCAAGCGAUCUGGGCAAGAAAGGACGUCGCACAAAGCCCGAGGCUGAACCAACACCGGUUCGAAGUUUUAUUACUCCAUUGACCCUCCCUCCUCCGCCCCCGACAACCCAGAUAAAACAGCUGACGCCAAUCGUAGACGAUGAGAGCAAGGACAGGGAAAAGGAAAAGGAGAAAGACAAGGACAAGGAAUCUGCAAAUUCGAAUCAGCCUUCCGUUCUUAGAUCGAUGCUCACCACUAUGCCUACCCGUGUUACGUUUAUGAACGAGGUCCAAAAUUUCCUCUCUCAACCGGUGACCAAGACUCGUCGAAAUCGUGCUGUAAUUAUGACCAAGGCGCUCAUGAAGGAUGCGCUCGGUGUAUUGUUAGACCCCAGUACGGACGAACUGCUCAAGGACUAUGUCCCGCCCGAGAAGAAAAAGGACGAGGAAAAAUCGGGUAAAGAUAAGGAUCGCGACGGUACUCCUGCACGCGGGCGAAAAAUGUCGGUCGCGAUUGAUACCACGGACCAUUCCUCGCUGGAAUUUCGGGCUUGGGCUAGACGUAUGUUUUCUACUGUCAAGACGAGUCGGGGCGAAGACGCGUUGGCAUUUGAUGGCAAGCCCGUCGUCGUUGAGGACGACAUUUACGAGACGAUUGUGAUAUGUCAUUCUCAGGGGAAUCACUGCAGCACAGACGAGACGGCCAAGCUGGUUGACCAAGAGCACAGCUGGGUGCCUCGUGCAUUGAUAGAGGCGUUUGUACAGAAAUGUCCUGGGUGUCCGUCGGAGAACAAGACUGCGAACACGGCGGCCAAGCCCAAGAAACGCAAGUCUGUCCGAGGUGCUGGUGGUGCUGGUGGUCCAAAACGCAAGCCGACGGCCGCGCGACGGGGCAAAAAGGCCCAGGACGGCGAGAGCUCACGUCGGUCUCGAAAGUUUACUGGGAAAGAGGUAUCUCCCGAAGAGUCAGACGGGGAAGAGAACGAUCAGGAAGAGGAUGAGUUGAAGGAGAGUGGGGAUGAGGCUGGACCCUCUGUCAAGACCGAGCUCAAGUCUGAUCAUGAUCUGGACCCGACGGGCGACGACCUGGACAAUGACAACGACCAGGACCAGGAUGAACCGGAUCCCGACGCAGACGCAGAGCCAGAACCCAAUGGAGAAGGGAUCGACGAGCUGGACGACGCAGAAGAAUUAGAGAUGGAGAGCGAAGACGAACACGUUUCCGCACCUAGCUCAUCGAGGCAAAAGAAUGCAUGA
This is a messenger RNA of Rhizoctonia solani, 4284 nucleotides long. RefSeq names its product Fungal Zn(2)-Cys(6) binuclear cluster domain. The coding region runs from base 1 to 4284 and encodes 1427 amino acids. Lineage: Eukaryota; Fungi; Basidiomycota; Agaricomycetes; Cantharellales; Ceratobasidiaceae. Gene Ontology annotation, molecular function: zinc ion binding; DNA-binding transcription factor activity, RNA polymerase II-specific. Gene Ontology annotation, biological process: regulation of DNA-templated transcription. The record is from RefSeq and is a predicted model, not a curated record. The transcript is spliced from 4 exons.